Molecule: messenger RNA, 8291 nt
Organism: Egretta garzetta (little egret)
Lineage: Eukaryota; Metazoa; Chordata; Aves; Pelecaniformes; Ardeidae
Gene: PTCH1
Product: patched 1
Exons: 25
Coding region: 1182-5057 (1291 amino acids)
Biological process (GO): smoothened signaling pathway
Cellular component (GO): plasma membrane
Molecular function (GO): hedgehog receptor activity; smoothened binding; hedgehog family protein binding
Source: RefSeq, a predicted model, not a curated record
AAUGACUAAUACAGGUUUCUUGUUUUAAAGGAGCACAGCGUCAAAGGGUACACGUCUUUUUAAACAGCUGAUGGGGAAAUCUGUAAAUCUCUUUGUUGCUGUAAACCAUUCAUAUAUUUCACUUGCAAUUUUUUUUUUUCCUUUUGUAUUUUUUGUAGUGGGCUAUAAGGAGUGGUGGUGUUGACAGAAUAUAGUUCACACCAUACUGACCUUGUGAUGAAACUUCCUCGCAGCCACAGGGGGUCCUUAUGAAUCAGCCCCUAAUCCAGCUAAUCCCGCUCGCAACAAAAUCAUGAAAGUGGCUCCCAGUGAUGUGUUUCUCUGCACAGAUGCAGCAGGAAGGAGCGGCGUUGGAAAUGCAUCAGCGAGGCAGCAUGCCCCACCAAAACUGCCCCUGUGCCCAUGCACCCGUGACAGCUGCGGCAGGGGCAUGUCUCCCCCAUGCCCGGAGCUUCUAGUAAUUGCUGGUUCAAAGAGAGAAUGAGCCCUUGUUGUCCUCUGGUGGGCUUGGUGGUGGAGCAAAAUCACCCGUGUGAUUGGACUAGCCAGGAGUAGAAAAUAAAGGUGGUCUUGUGGAGUGUGUUUUGGAAGAAGCAGAGUCUGGAGUCCUUUAUUCCUUUGCUCCUGCAGCCAGAAAAUUCAGUAGUUGGGCUUCUCCACCAAAAGCCAUGGCUUAGCUCUGACUUGAUGGGACCGUGUCUUUGGAAGAAAGGAUAGUUCGCUCUCCAUGCCCAUUCAUUCCUCGGUCUCUUUGUUGGGAUGGUCAACAAGGAUGCCAGUUGUGAUGGUGGCUUUCUGUAAUGUGGACACCUGCCCACUAGGAAAUGGACUGAGACCACCAACUCAUUUCGCAUCAGCUAGCAAACAGCUGUCAGAUGGUAAACAACUUGUGGUCACUAUUGUUCCUGGGUGGAUUAGAACCAGUGACCCAGAGGUGAACAGCUCAUACCCUGUUACCAAGGGCAUGUGUUGCAGCUCACAAAUGCAAAGAACGUAGUGUUAUCUAAUUCUUGGUGUGACAGAAAUGGUUGAGAUGGUCACAUCGCUUCUAGAUUUUCCUAGAAGUCACUGGUGCUGAAGAGAGAUUGGAAGUCAGUUAAAUCUUCACCCUGGAAUGUGAAGUUGGUGGACGAGUGAGUCAGGAGUUAAAUUACACACGGCAGAAGAUUGGAGAAGAGGCCAUGUUUAACCCCCAGCUCAUGAUCCAGACUCCACAGGAAGAUGGUGCUAACGUACUAACAACAGAAGCACUCCGGCAGCACCUUGACUCUGCACUUCAGGCCAGCAGAGUGCAUGUCUAUAUGUACAACAGACAAUGGAAAUUGGAACAUUUGUGUUACAAAUCAGGAGAACUCAUCACAGAAGCAGGCUACAUGGACCAGAUCAUAGAGUAUCUUUAUCCUUGCUUAAUUAUCACUCCUUUGGACUGCUUCUGGGAGGGAGCAAAGCUACAGUCAGGAACUGCCUAUCUGUUAGGGAAGCCUCCUUUGCAGUGGAUCAACUUUGACCCCUUAGAAUUCUUGGAAGAGUUAAAGAAAAUAAACUACCAAGUGGAGAGCUGGGAAGAAAUGCUGAAUAAAGCAGAGGUUGGUCAUGGUUACAUGGAUCGACCCUGCCUGAAUCCUGCUGAUCCCGAUUGCCCAAUCACAGCUCCCAAUAAAAAUUCCACCAAACCUCUUGAUAUAGCCCUUGUUUUGAGUGGUGGAUGCUAUGGACUGUCAAGAAAAUACAUGCAUUGGCAGGAGGAGUUGAUUAUAGGCGGUACAGUCAAGAACAGUUCUGGAAAACUUGUCAGUGCCCAGGCUUUGCAAACCAUGUUUCAGUUAAUGACUCCUAAGCAAAUGUAUGAGCACUUCAAGGGGUAUGAAUAUGUUUCGCAUAUCAACUGGAAUGAGGACAAGGCAGCGGCAAUUCUGGAAGCCUGGCAGAGGAUGUAUGUUGAGGUUGUUCAUCAAAGUGUUGCACAGAACUCUACUCAGAAGGUGCUUUCCUUUACUACGACCACCCUGGAUGACAUCCUAAAGUCAUUUUCUGAUGUCAGUGUAAUCAGAGUAGCUAGUGGCUACUUACUAAUGCUUGCCUACGCCUGCUUAACAAUGCUGCGGUGGGACUGUGCCAAGUCUCAGGGUGCCGUGGGGCUGGCAGGAGUCUUGUUGGUUGCACUCUCAGUGGCUGCAGGAUUGGGCCUGUGCUCAUUGAUUGGAAUUUCCUUUAAUGCUGCCACAACUCAGGUUUUGCCUUUUCUUGCUCUUGGAGUUGGUGUAGAUGAUGUUUUCCUUCUGGCACAUGCAUUUAGCGAAACAGGGCAGAAUAAGAGAAUUCCAUUCGAGGACAGAACAGGUGAAUGUUUGAAGCGAACAGGAGCAAGCGUAGCCCUUACAUCUAUCAGCAAUGUUACUGCUUUCUUUAUGGCUGCCUUAAUCCCUAUUCCUGCUUUACGAGCGUUUUCACUCCAAGCAGCAGUUGUGGUGGUAUUCAACUUUGCUAUGGUUCUGCUGAUUUUUCCUGCUAUCCUGAGCAUGGAUCUCUAUCGUCGGGAAGACAGGAGACUGGAUAUAUUCUGCUGUUUCACAAGUCCGUGUGUCACUAGAGUGAUUCAGAUUGAGCCUCAAGCAUAUGUGGAAAACGAGAAUACUUGCUACAGCCCUCCACCCCCUUACAGCAGUCACAGUUUUGCACAUGAAACUCAGAUUACAAUGCAGUCUACAGUGCAGUUGCGCACAGAAUACGAUCCUCAUACACAGGUGUACUACACCACAGCAGAGCCUCGCUCAGAAAUAUCUGUGCAGCCAGUGACAGUGACACAAGAUAAUCUCAGCUGCCAGAGCCCAGAAAGCACAAGCUCGACGAGGGAUUUGCUUUCCCAAUUCUCAGACUCCAGUAUGCAUUGCCUUGAGCCACCCUGUACGAAGUGGACACUCUCAUCUUUUGCAGAAAAGCAUUAUGCUCCGUUCCUCCUAAAACCAAAAGCUAAGAUUGUGGUUAUUUUUCUUUUUCUGGGUUUACUUGGGCUCAGCCUUUAUGGAACUACCCGAGUGAGAGAUGGACUAGAUCUCACAGACAUUGUACCACGGGAAACACGAGAAUAUGACUUUAUUGCCGCACAGUUCAAGUACUUUUCAUUCUACAACAUGUAUAUUGUGACACAGAAAGCAGACUAUCCCAAUGUCCAACACUUACUUUAUGAACUUCACAGAAGUUUCAGCAAUGUGACAUAUGUUUUGUUGGAGGAGGAUAGGCAGCUUCCCAAAAUGUGGUUGCACUACUUUCGAGACUGGCUGCAAGGACUUCAGGAUGCAUUUGACAGUGACUGGGAAAUGGGGAAGAUCACUUACAACAAUUACAAAAAUGGAUCUGAUGAUGCUGUUUUAGCUUACAAACUCCUGGUACAAACAGGCAACCGAGCAAAGCCCAUUGACAUCAGCCAGUUGACCAAACAGCGUCUGGUGGACGCGGAUGGAAUCAUUAACCCAAAUGCUUUCUACAUCUACCUGACAGCCUGGGUUAGCAAUGACCCUGUGGCCUACGCCGCUUCACAAGCCAACAUACGGCCUCACCGCCCAGAGUGGGUCCAUGACAAAGCAGACUAUAUGCCAGAAACAAGACUGAGAAUUCCAGCAGCUGAGCCCAUAGAGUAUGCCCAGUUUCCUUUCUACCUCAAUGGAUUGCGUGAAACUUCUGACUUCGUGGAGGCUAUCGAGAAAGUGAGAGCUAUCUGUAGUAACUAUACCAGCCUGGGGAUCGCCAGCUACCCGAACGGUUACCCAUUUCUCUUUUGGGAGCAGUACAUUGGGCUUCGUCACUGGCUCCUCUUAUCCAUUAGCGUGGUUUUGGCUUGCACGUUUCUGGUGUGUGCCCUCUUCCUCCUAAACCCCUGGACGGCUGGGAUCAUUGUGGUGGUGCUGGCUCUGAUGACUGUGGAGCUGUUUGGCAUGAUGGGUCUAAUUGGAAUAAAGCUGAGUGCAGUGCCUGUGGUUAUCCUGAUUGCUUCUGUUGGCAUUGGCGUGGAAUUCACUGUUCACGUUGCUUUGGCGUUUUUAACUGCCAUAGGAGACAGGAACCAUAGGGCUGUCCUUGCAUUGGAACACAUGUUUGCGCCAGUGCUGGAUGGGGCUGUGUCCACUCUGCUUGGAGUCUUAAUGCUCGCAGGAUCAGAGUUCGAUUUUAUUGUCAGGUAUUUCUUUGCUGUUCUGGCAAUCUUAACCAUUCUGGGAGUUCUCAAUGGAUUGGUGCUGCUUCCUGUUCUUCUUUCAUUCUUUGGACCAUACCCUGAGGUUUCUCCAGCCAAUGGACGAAACAGAUUGCCCACGCCAUCUCCUGAGCCGCCCCCCAGCAUCGUGAGGUUUGCACUGCCACCCGGGCACACAAAUAAUGGGUCAGAUUCCUCUGAUUCGGAGUACAGCUCUCAAACCACAGUGUCCGGCAUCAGUGAAGAGCUUCAUCAGUAUGAGGCCACCCAAGGCCCUGGGGCACCGGUCCAUCAAGUAAUAGUGGAAGCCACUGAGAAUCCUGUCUUUGCAAGAUCCACUGUGGUUCAGCCAGAGACGAGGCAUCAGUCGAGCCCCAGGCUACAGUUGAAUCCAGAGUCUGGCACGCAGCAGGCAUGGCAUCAGGGCAGACAACCCAAACGGGAAGCAAGGGAAGGGCUGCGACCACCCCCUUACCGCCCUCGCAGGGACGCUUUUGAAAUUUCUACUGAAGGGCAUUCAGGACCUAGUAAUAGGGAUCGCUUGGGCCACAGGGCUCGUUCUCAUAACGUGAGAAGCCCAGCGUUCAGCGCCGCGGGCGCCGCGGGGCCAGCGUACUGCCAGCCUAUCACUACUGUGACUGCCUCAGCUUCAGUGACUGUUGCUGUCCACCCUGCGGUGCACAGCCACGGCUCUCGGGGAGGGAGCUUUCCCUCCUAUGAGGGAUACCAUGAAGCUGACCACGGGCCAUUUGAGGACCCCCAUGUGCCUUUCAACGUGCGGUGUGAAAGAAGAAAUUCUAAAGUAGAAGUUAUAGAACUACAAGAUGUUGAAUGUGAGGAAAGGAUGCCUGGCAACAGCUCACAGUAAGGGUAAUAACUGAAGCAAAGAAGAGGCCAAAGAUGGAAAACUGUAUUUCCAGAACUGCUUGAAGAGAAGAACUGCUUGAAGCUGUAGAAAAGGACAUGCUGCAUCAGGACGACAGUUCACUGUUACUGUAACCUAUUGUAUUAUUUUGUUAAAUAUUUCUUUAAGUAUUUAAAAGAUGUACACAUAUGUAAUAUACAAAAGAACAAUGUAAAGUAGUAUAAUCUGGAGUUGUUUGCCUCUGGGCAAUAGAAUGGGGACAAUAUUGUGUGCGCUUUGUACUUUUUGUACAUUGAUCUCUGUGCCACAACUAAGCUUAAUGUAGUUUUAAAUUUCAGCAUAAGUUGCUGCUGCUUAAAUAUUAUAUAAUUUCCUUGUAUAAUUCUAUGCAAAUAUUGCUUAUGUAAUAGGAUUUUUUUUAAAGGUACAUGUCUGUUUAAAAUAUUUUGAAUUUGCGUAUCACAACCCUGUGGUAGUAUGAAACGUUACUGUUAACUUUCAAACACGCUAUGCGUGAUACUUUUUAAAAUAAGCAGAUAUGAAGAAAAGCAAGUUAAUCUGGGAGGCUUAAAUAGAUUUAGCUGUGUGCAGGUUUUGUUUUGCUGUGUGUAUCCAUGCGUGCAUCUGGAAGUGUGCAUGCUUUGGUAUGUAUGUUCCUGGUGUACUGUAGUUUCUCUUUUACUGUAUGGCAACACUUAGUGGGCUUACAAACCCACUGAUGCUGAUGUGAGUCUGGCUUUCCCUGUUAGUAGGCACUAGUGAAAACUCUGUUGGUGUUUACCAAUGUAUACCAUGGACUGCCAUCAUCAAAGGCCCAACUGAAAUAGAAGAGAAGGCAGGGAGUCAGGGUUUGGAGUUGUGGUUUGGUUUCCCUCGCUCUUAAUGACUUGGUUUACGUAACUUUGGUCAAGUCACUUAACUGCCCCAUGCCUUGGUUUCUUGUUCUGUAAAAUGGGUAUAAUUUACACUUACCUACCUCCCAGGAACAUUGUGAGGCUUAAUUACUGUUCGUGUAGUGCUUUGAUUUUUUUUUUUUUUUUUUUUUUCAAAAGGUGCCAGGUAAGUGCAAACACUAUAACCAUUACUUUUUUCACUUCCAAAGGUGCUGGAUAUUGAGAGGUGCUGGUGGUUAUAGAAAUUCAAUGAGCAUAUGCCUUAUUUUGAUACUGAUACUGUUAACUACGAGUGGCAUUAGAAGCUGGAUAAUUGAGUUGUUCAAUGGUGAGCCACAGCUCAGCUGUGUCCUUACAGUAUUGAAAGCAGUAUCUUUGGUCACCUUAUUUUCAUGGCAGGAAGGAAGUCAAUAGAAAGUGAUAAAAAUCAAAUGGAAGGAUUAAAAAAAAAAUCUAUUUCCGCUUUUUAAAUAUGAACUACUUUCUGAUGGGUCCAGGACUGUAAUGUCAUGUGAAGCCUGGGGUGUUCUUUUCUCUAUUGUUUGUGUUUUCCCAUCCUGCAUUGGCACUUUUAAUUAAAACAGCUAAACUGGGAUCUCUGCGAAACUAAUUUAGCUUUUUGUAUUAUUAUUAUUAUUUUUAAACUAAAGGGGGAUUGCUGCAGGUGAAGGGUCUGAAAAAAACGCUACAGUCUGUGUUCCAGUUGGAAACAAACCCUAAGAAUGGAGAACCUUAAUGUAAAAUAAUAGAACAAAAGUUAUCAGUGUCUCCGUCUUCCUCUUCGUCUUUUUUUCUGCCCUUCUCUGAGCUGUUUUUUUAGAGCAGGUAGAUGCUCAAUUGUGUGUUCAGAGCCAGACAGACGCUACCGGUAAUUCCAUUGCUAAACACAGCAGCAGUGGGGCUUUUCUUUAAGUGCGAUGCCUGCACAGCAGCGGCCAAGUCUUUGAUGGGAAAGUGUUUUUCUCCAGUGGCUUCAGGGAGGCUUAUCUUUGCCCACAGACCUUGCCAGCAUACCGAAUGGGGAUAAUUAGAAUGCACAAAUUUCCACGGCUUUUUUGUUUGUUUGUUUUUGUUUUGCUCACUUGAAAACACUUUUGAUAUGAGGCACUUGUUUACAGAUCUCCAAUGUGAACGCUCAAAGAGCAGGUGGCGAGAGCCUGGUGUCAUUCCCGUGAUACAUAAGCUACUGUCUCAAUGCACACUAAGGGUUUAACGUCACAACUGCCGACUGGUCCAGUUCACUGUUUAAGGUGAAAACGAACUCUUUUUAAGGACAAAAAGAGACGAGGGGCCCCCAUUUAGCACUAGCAGCACAGUGACCUCGGAUCAUAUGAACUCUGCCACAAAACUGUAUGAUACAAAUUUGGAAGCCACCUUCCGCCGCCAGGCCCGUGCACUCCCAAGUGUGUCAGGAGGACGGCAGGGCUCCCGCUGACACCAGCCCUCUUCCUUGAGAGGGAAGAGGACCAGGGCCAGCUGCCGCGGGGUGGCCUACCUGCCCCUGCCCAAGUCCUCCCUCCUGAGGUGAGGCCGUGCGGGGGGCGAGCGCUCCGCUGCUGCCUGCAGAGUGUAGACCACCACCUUCCGUCCUCAUGUUGGCAAGGGGAGAGCUCAGUGGCUGGCAAACAUUUGUUUUCUUUCAGUUUUGGGGUUUUGGUUUUUUGGUUGGUUUUUUUUUUUAACUUUUUUUAAUCAUGGGUGAUAUUUAUAUUUUUGUAUCAUAAGAGUGUUUUCUUACAGUAUUUGUCAUGCCAGUUUAUAACAAACAAGAUGCAGGGAUUUUAUUUCUAUAGGAAACACUAUUACAGCUAUGUUUUUACUGUUUAAUGGAUUUUUAUUUGUAUAGAGUGCUUACUAAUGUUAAAUAGGAAAGAGUAUAUAACAUUUACAUUAAGGACUCGUCGUAGCUUUUAGCAUAAGGAGUUAAAAGGAAAAAAAUAUUCAAACUGGGUCUCAUUGCCUGCCAGUUUUGGUAGGAGUGGGUUUGUGUCAUUUCAGUUACAAAGAUAAAAUUAUGCCAUAUAAUUUAUUUAUAUGAAAAUUUAUUUUUGUAGUGUACAUAGUAGUCAUCAAGUCUUUUGACAGAAGUAUAUUUUUAAAGAGUUUAUAUGUAAUGAUGAUACCAUUAUGUUUUGGAACACUGCUGAGAUAUGAUUACGGUGCACACUUUUCCUUGUAAACCCCCUGGCAGAAAAGAAAGUGUUUAACAGUGUCACGAGAGAAAGAGAGUGUGAAUAUUCAUACAAUUCUGAACUGUGUUUUAGUUACCAUUUGUGAUCUAGUGUGGUUCUCAUUUUAAACUUCAGAUGGAAAUUGUACAAACUCUCUAAAUAUUAAUGUUCAA